This is a messenger RNA of Actinia tenebrosa (Australian red waratah sea anemone), 3791 nucleotides long. Its product is annotated as voltage-gated potassium channel KCNC4. Gene Ontology annotation, molecular function: protein binding; delayed rectifier potassium channel activity. Gene Ontology annotation, biological process: action potential; potassium ion transmembrane transport; protein homooligomerization. Lineage: Eukaryota; Metazoa; Cnidaria; Anthozoa; Actiniaria; Actiniidae. Gene Ontology annotation, cellular component: voltage-gated potassium channel complex; membrane. The record is from RefSeq and is a predicted model, not a curated record.
GAUCAAUAUCACUGGAGUCAGAAUUUGACGACUGCAAAAUAGGAUGCUCUAAAUAGAAUAGAAGACCUAACCACGAAACGUUCAACUUUUAUCCCAUGAUAUAUAUAGUAAGCCAAAGGCAACUGUUCAUCUAUUAAACUCGUUUGGAAGGCAUUUCAGAUCACGGAGGAGUUGAUUAUCACUGGAAUAACACGUCAGUGGUCUGCAACGGAAGAAGAUUACACCAAGACGAAUUAAUAACUUCCCAACCACAUUUGCUCAUUAAACAAACAUUCAUUCAGUGAGAUAACAAAUUCUUGUCGGUGCAUGAACUGAAAAUCUCGUGACAUUGAGGAAACAGUUGAACAGGAAGUGCAAUCAUAUUGUGCACGAAAAACACUCUUAAGCAAAAAGUGUUGUUUACAUACGACGGAUGGAACACGUCACCUUAGGGACCAAAGAGAUGCCGAAUUCCCGGAACAAGAAGCAUAAAUCUUCGAGCAAGAUUAUUCUAAACGUUGGAGGAACUCGCCAUGAAACUUAUAUCAGCACGCUAAGGAACAUCCCAGACACAAGGCUUUAUAAUCUGUGCGAACAUCAUAAAGGAAUAACCAAAGCAGCCGAGUUUGAUUCAUCCAACAACGAGUACUUUUUCGACAGACAUCCUGGGGUUUUUGCUCACAUUUUGAACUAUUAUAGAACUGGUAAACUUCACUGUCCUUACGAUAUCUGUGGACCGAUGUUUGAAGAAGAACUUGAAUUCUGGGGGAUCGAUGAGCAACAAGUGGAGACUUGCUGUUGGGAAGUUUAUAAACAACACAAAGAAAAACAAGAAAAACUGAAGUAUUUCAAGCUUCCCGGCUUCGAUGAAAAGCUCGAAAAUAACGUCGCUAUUGCGAAGGAUUGUGAAGAACCCGAUGAAGGGGGCUUUGUCUCAUGGUGGUCAAGACUACAGCCAAAAGUUUGGAGAAUUCUAGAAGAACCACACUCCUCACAAACCGCCAAGGUUGCUGGAAUCAUAUCAUUCGUCCUGUUUGCUCUCUACAUCAUCAAAUUCUCCCUCUCGACGCUCAAGAGAUUUGAAGACACCGAAUCACCUUCAUACUUGGCACUUUACAUCAUCCACGUCAUUUGCCUGGCUUGGUUCACGGUCGAUCUUCUUCUCCGUAUCAUCUUCACGCCAGACAAACUGUCUUUCUUCACCAGCAUCUGUACUUGCAUUGAUAUUAUCUCGCUAGUUCCUCUCUACGUUUCCAUGUUCGCUGUAAAAGAAGAAUGGCUUUUGCGAUUGGAAAUGCUGGUCAUGAUGAAGGUGGUGAGGAUCUUCCAGCUGUUUAAGCUGUCUUACGUCAUGCAGGUGUUGGUGAACACGCUGAAAGCAAGUUUGCGUGAGUUGUGCGUGUUGCUUGUCAUCAUGGCCUUCCAGACAGCUGUGUUCUCAAGCAUUUUAUACUUCAUAGAAAAAAACGAAAAAAGAACGGAAUUUGGCAGCGUCCCAGAAACGAUGUGGUGGGCGAUCAUCACCAUGACAACGGUAGGCUACGGUGACGUAUCUCCACAGACAUGGAUGGGAAAGAUCGUGGGAAGCGCAUGCGCAAUCUUUGGAGUCCUUGUCAUUGCACUUCCGGUAUCGGUUGUUGCCAGUAACUUUUCGAUCUUCUAUACGUACGCUAAAGCGCGGCUCAAUGUUCCACGGAAGACCCGCAGGGUGGCCUUGUCGCAUGCCAUAACGUCCAUGCAGAUCCCGCGUGGCGCCGCCAACACCAGCAUCAACAAUGCUUCCUUUUCCAGCGAAAGACGAUACACACAAAGAACUCUUAAUGCCUCAGAGAUGUCCUUCAAUUUUAACUCGAAUCAUGGCAGCUUAGCUAACUCUGACAGGUCCCACUCCAAUUCCCUUCAAUCGUUGUCUAUGCGAGAACCACAGUGUGGCCCUCAAGCAACUAAAUCACUGAACUCGCUACCGUAUGAUUUGAGUUACGGAUCGAAUUUUCAGGCUUCGGACAAUGACGACAAAAGUCAGUUUCUGGGAGCCCCGGGGUUUAGAAAAGCAACUUCUGAGCAGUUUCUAUCCACAACAUCAAGCGAUAGGGCGCAUUCUCAGAACCCAUUUUUGGAUUUAACCCACAAUCAAAAAGACAGUGGUAACGACAACAUGAGAAGAACGAACAUCAUAUUCAGUCAAAUAUCACUGAAUAUAUGUCCAACUUAUCCUCUAUAUCACAGACGAGGGGCGGUAACUCCUGCGUCUAUGAGUAUAAAAAGUAACUCUUCGAACUCAAGUUACGGCAACGUAUUCAAAGGAACUCAUCUAGGCGUCGGUCGACCCAUCAUUUUUCUUUCAGGAAACAGCCUGAGUGUACAAAAUCUUCGGUCUGUUCAGAAUUUGAUUCCUGACAAAGCAUGCUCUUGUGCAUCGAUUAGCUCACAUACGCACGUGCACAGCGCUGACGAUACCACUGCAAUCACUCCAUUGUUAUGCAACGUGGAACCGUGCAUCGUAAGUACCCAAUCGUUGAACAAUAACAGCACCCCUAAGCUUGUAAAAUCUGAUGGAAAUAUUUACUCCAAUGGACCAAUCAUCGCGAUCUCUUCUCCUUCGGAUGAGAAUAUUAAUAAACUUGGAAUUACUAAAGUUGACCAAUAUAGUCAGACUGAYUUAACUUGCGAACCUCCUUGUCUUAAUGAUGUGACUUGUGACCCCCAACUGAAGUCUUGCAUAUCGGAUGGGCCGAGCAACCAAAAUAACAACCAUGUAACUUCAAACAAACAAUUACAUCUUGUACCAAAUCCUCUUCACGAUUUUACCUUUCCGAGGAGGUCAAAAACGGUGGACGAGGUACGGCAUUUGAGACGCUCCACGACGUUAUAACAAAAAGAAAACUGCAGGUGGUAGACGAGGGACAAAGGUGUUUUAGACACCUAGCUGUUCCGGAGAUUCGAAAAGAUCAACAGCAGAUCAUCAACAGAAGCAACAAUUCUUGGGGUGCAACCUCAUGACUCAAAAUCCCUUGAGAUAUAAAAAUAAUAUAUAUGAAACAGCCGCCCUGUUUGGUUGAUCUAACAAAGGAAGGUAAUGAGAAAUGCUUUGCUAUCGUCAACCACCAUGGCGGUUAUGAAGUAUCAUAUUCACCCCAAGAAUAGUGUUCUUCCAAGCUGUUCAGAUCUGACGCAAUCAACAACUUAUCAUGAAAAGAUCUACACGUGCGGACGAACGACAAAAGUCUAGUCCUAGCUGUAAAGCUUGGAAAAGAUAAACAGCCUUAUAGAAAAGUAAACUGCGCGUCAACGGAGGAAGCAGCAAUAGCCAGUGAAUUCUAGUUGACUCCUAGUUGCCGUGAUUUGAGAUGCUCAACGCCCUUCCAAGAAGAAGGAAAAUGAACAGGUCUUUAGACUCGUAUAUACUUCUUCAGACUGCCUCAAUCAGCAAUUUGCAAAACCUUUCUCGAAAGCAAAAGAAGCAGUGAUUGAAAAAUCAGCCACAUGUCGUGCCUUGAUAUGAUUAGCUCAGAGGUUCAAUCUGCAAGUUGGACAUGCCUUGACUUUGGUCAGCCCAGAGGUGGUUUCAGGAUUCGAAUUGUGAGUUAGACGCGGGCCCUGACUUAGAUCAGCUCAGAUAAGAACUUAGGUAAAAUCAAAAGUUCUUAGAUAAAAUCGCUUGUUUAAAGAUGUUUCAUCGUCGUUGGUCAAAAUAGAAAUCAAAAAAAACUUUGCUUCGUUCAAAACGACUUGUAUUGCAUUAUGGAUGUAUAUAUGUCAUUUUAGUAACGUCAAUUUAGUAACAAAGCAAUAAAAUAAAAUUUAAAAAUUUA